ACUUGACGCACUCAACUGGGACCACGGGACGGAAAAUGCGGGUCGUAAAUCCGUUCCUGUCUGCAACCCUUCACGAUGACAGCUCAGCUUUUACCUGGACCUCAUCAUGACGAUGGCUAGGAGACCUGUAGGUUGUCUUGUUAUAGGCGCUGGAUUCAGCGGUCUCGUUGCAGCCAGGCAGCUCGCAGCAGCGGGUCACUCUGUACUUAUCGUCGAAGCUCGCGACCGCAUAGGAGGCCGGGUAUUAUCGUACAAGGAAGGGCAGUCAUUCCCCAUCGAUAUUGGCUGUAGCUUUGUGCAUGGGUAUGCAGAAGGCGUUCCUACUAGGAAACUUUUUGAAGAUCUGGGCAUCAAGAUGACAUUCCCGGCGCCAAAGCCAAGUCUUCUUAUUGGUCCAAAUGGCUUAAUUCCAGAGGCGCUUGCUGAAAAGCUUCAAGCUAAUCUUGCUGAAGCCUCCAGGAAUGCGCUCAACGUCGCUCAAAGCGGCACGACUGAGGUUCACCUCUCCUUAGCUGACUCAUUGCUCAGCAAAGGUUCAAGGCUGUUUGAGGGGCUCUCCGAUUCCGAAAAGCCAUUAGCAGAGUCGCUGGCUCGUUGUUUGGAGGGCGGGCUUGGUGCCACCCUCGAGCAAGUCAGUCUGCGGUGGAAUGGAUACGAGAACAAGUUUGCGGGAACAGACGCUUUCCCAGAAGGAGGAUAUCAGGCCGUCACACAGGCACUUCUGGAUGCGUCCGUUGCAUCUGGUGCCGAACUCGUGCUCAAUGCACCCGUCUCGUCUGUAUCCCUCUCUGAAAAUUCGGAUUCCGUUACCGUAAAGACAACAUCUGGCGUGUCGUACAAUGCUUUAUCUGUCAUCUGCACGAUCCCAUUAGCCGUGCUCAAGGUUGCUUCCCCAUUCUUCUUCUCCCCGUCGCUUCCUUCUCGCAAAGUUUCCGCGAUCCAACGGACGCACGUUGGAACCUUGGCUAAGAUUCUCCUAACGUACCCAAAGAUAUGGUGGGGAGAGUCGUACGGUGGAAUUACGAUCCUUCCAGACAAAUAUUCGAACUCGUCCUCUUCCGACCCGAAGAAGCUUCUUUCUUCCAUCCCUUUAACCUGCGCGACGCUACAGACGACGAUACUCAUCUACGUCGGCUGUGCCGCUGCUCUUGACAUUGAAAAGAUGGACAAGAUCACUGUCGCCAACGUAGCUCAUGAAAUUCUGAAAGAAAAAAUUGGCAAAGAGGUUGACGUGCCAGCAUUUUCCCAUUCUACUGUUACUAGCUGGUCUGCUGACCCUUUUACGUUAGGCGCGACGACCACUCCAAUCGUUGUAGGAGACGAGCGUUCCCCUUUUGAUUUCUUCGAAUUAUCGCGUCCUGUUUGGGGCGGGCGUUUGGGCUUUGCUGGAGAGCACACGGAUGUUGACCAUCGCGGGAGUGUGCAAGGUGCUACCGAGAGUGGUAAACGUGAAGCCGAGAGAGUCUCUCAGUUCCUGGCGAGAUGAGCUUGAGGUACUAAACCACGGAAGGCAUAUCUAGUGUGAAUAAAUAGCAAAGAAGUCAAUUCGAUUCUCAAUAGGCUUAAAGAGUUU
Molecule: messenger RNA, 1573 nt
Organism: Guyanagaster necrorhizus
Lineage: Eukaryota; Fungi; Basidiomycota; Agaricomycetes; Agaricales; Physalacriaceae
Product: amine oxidase
Exons: 3
Coding region: 107-1486 (459 amino acids)
Biological process (GO): chromatin remodeling
Molecular function (GO): chromatin binding; flavin adenine dinucleotide binding; oxidoreductase activity
Source: RefSeq, a predicted model, not a curated record